This is a messenger RNA of Castor canadensis (American beaver), 1422 nucleotides long. The record is from RefSeq and is a predicted model, not a curated record. Lineage: Eukaryota; Metazoa; Chordata; Mammalia; Rodentia; Castoridae.
UCGAGCCGUGGCGCCUCGUAAGUACCCGGCUGCUCACCGGAGGCGCAGUAGCUGCAGCCGCCGACCCGAAGGCGCCCGUCCGCUGCCCGGUGCCCACCGGCCGGCCGCCCCCGCGGUGAGAGGGCCGCGAACCGGCCUCGGGCUCGCCUGCCCGGCUCGCGAGGGACUGGGCGGGAGUGACGACGGGAGCUGCGGGGCCACGGACGGGGUUCUGGGGCGGCGCGGGGGUCUGCGAGGGUGACAGAUGGCAGCGUCGCGGGCGACGGGACGGGGCUCCUCGCGGGUGACAGGGAGAGGAGGAGUGAGGUGACAGAUGACUUAGGCCACUGAGCUGCUCCUGAGGACCCAGCUUUGGUGGUCAGCAGCAACGACGCCACUCACACCUUCCUGAGGGCCCCACCAACACUGAGAGAAGCCACUCUGUGGGCUCCGUCCAUCCUUCUUGGCAGCGCACCCAUCAUGGAGGCCCCCGAGGUUCCCGUGGGCUCCCUGAUUGACUUCGGGACUGAGCCACCAACCUCCCCUUCCAUGGAGGCAGUUCCUCCAACAGUGCAGGAUGGAGAUGGCUCCCUGGAUGAUGGUGCAUCUGAGAGUGAGGCCACAGAGUCAGCGGACAGUGAGAAUGACAUGGGCGAGUCGCCCUCACACCCGUCCUGGGACCAGGACCACCGCUCCUCCUCUAAUGAGUCCUUCUCCUCCAACCAGAGUGCUGAGUCAGCCCCUGACGAGGAGACCCUGGCCCUCCGGGAAUUCAUGCGCAGCUAUGUGGAGAAGGUCUUCUCUGGAAGGGAGGACUUGGACCAGGAGGAGAAAGCCAAGUUUGGAGAAUACUGCAGCAGCAAGGAUGGGAAAGGUCGAGAGUGGUUUGCGCGCUAUGUCAGCGCCCAGGUGAGUGGCAGGAAGCAGAGGGGAACCAGGGGAUGCAUAACCAACUCCCAGUUCCUUCAUUUUCUCACAGUUCCACUGGCGGGGGUGGGGAGGAGCGGAGGGAAACAACACAGCAGAAGGCCAACAAGAGACAUGUGAGAAGGGCAUUUAGAUCAGGAGGGUGGCAGGGUUGGUGGGACACCUUGCUCCAGAGAGGAGUGAGGGGCUGUGUUGUCCACCAAGUUCCAGGCCAGCCUGGACCUCCUGCAUAGCUGGGAUGACAGACAUGCACCAUCACACCCAGCUUGUGACUGAGAUGGGGUCUCACUAACUUUUUUGCCCUGGCUGGACUCAACUUGCAUCUCUGCCUCCGUAGUAGCUGGGAUUACAUGUGUGAGCCACUGGCACCCAGCUAGAAAAGCUCGUGGGUUUUUUGUUUUGGUUUUGGUUUUUUCAGACAAGCAUAUGGGUUGUCUGUGUAUAUUUUUAUUAAAUAACACUGAUACUCAGUUUUUGCAAAAGAUAAUACAUUCAAGACAAUGAAAGUCAUGUAAA